Messenger RNA from Myripristis murdjan (pinecone soldierfish), 2236 nucleotides. RefSeq lists its product as uncharacterized. The transcript is spliced from 6 exons. Lineage: Eukaryota; Metazoa; Chordata; Actinopteri; Holocentriformes; Holocentridae. The record is from RefSeq and is a predicted model, not a curated record. Bases 295 to 2025 code for a protein of 576 amino acids.
CGGAGCUUUACGUAACACAGUGGAGGAAAACCGCUGGGGGAAGCACCGGCGACCACCAGGGGACUGAGUAUUACAUGUAGGCUACUGGACAGGACAGAGCGCACAUCGCACAGGGACUAGAGACCAGGAUAAGGAUUUAUACUGAGAGACAGCAGGAACUUUAUUAUUGAGCACGGCCCUCCAUCCUCUCUUUCCUUGCUGGCAACCCAUAAGUGACCUCUGACGGGAAAAGUGGCACAGGGGAAAGGGAAAUUGCCAUUUAAAAAAGCCUCUGGGUAUUGAGUGGCCUGCGUCAUGGCAGCUAUUGAUCUGCAGCGUGGGCUGGAACACAGCGGCCGAGGUUGGGGGCAAGAGAGGCCAGAGCUAAUGGACAGCUUUGACUCUGAGAUGCAGGAGUGGGAGGACCAGCUGCAGGACAUGCAGAGAAAAAUAGAGGAGCUCUACAAUGAAGUCCAGGCCCGCAGAGGAGGAAACGAUGUCACUAUCGACAAUCGGAAAAAUGGUCGGGAGAUGGAGUAUGGCCUGGGGCACCAUGGCAAUGGCUUUUUUGAUGUGCCUGACCACCGUAGAAAGGACCACCCUGUAGCGGUUCCUGUGCCAAAUCACCAUAGUAAUGGCUGUAACUACAGCCCCAAUGGCUAUGGCUACCCUGUUAGUCAGCACAAUGGCUAUGGUUAUUGCCACACCAAUGGAGUGUCAGAGAUUGGAGAUUUAUUGCAGGAUUAUUUGGGGCAAGGGAAACAAGUGAGCCGGAAGAACAACGGAGUUCGCCAUGUGCACUUCAGUGACACAGUUAAGGUGAGCCAGGAUCUCCCUGCAUACCAGGAUGACAUAAAAAGAGGCUUUGGAAAUGAAAGGUUUGGUCAAGAGCAGUUUCUGGGAAAUUUUGAGGAAACCGAAAACAGGAAGAAUCGAGUGUCACACAUGAAGAGCUCCCCCUGCAAAGAAAGUUCCCCCAACAAAGAAAGCACAGGUGCCAAGCCCCCUCUUAGACAGAGAGAUGCCCCUGCUGUACCACCACGUUCAACCUCCCAGCUCCCAAGUGUGUGUCCUGACUCCCCCGCUCUGGACAGGAAGACUUUCACACCAGGUGUCCUUGUAGAUAGAAAGUGCAGCAGCCCCUCUGUGCUCAGGAAGUUUGGUGCCAUGCUCCAGGAAAACGAGGGCAAAAUGCUCACUGAAACAGGGGUAGUGACCCAUCAAGGAGCGGCCCCAGAGCCCAAGUGUCCCACCCCAAGCUGUCAGCGCAGGGCUCUGGGAGCCACCACAGCCGCCGGCAGGGCGCCCAUGCGCGUGUCGGCCCAGAAAUGCCAGGCAGAUUCCGACGUGCUGACAGGAGAGAUGGAGCCCGGCCAAGAGUGGGGGUUAGCAACAGACUCUGCCAGACAAAGCCACAUGGAUCAGCGCGGUGGCUAUGGCAGCUCUAAAGGACCCCUAGCGAGUCCCCAGCAGUCACAGAGGAGGGUCCAGGUGGCGGGAAGCCCCAAGCUGAGACCCAGAACUAACAGCGGGGCAGAGAGAGACAUAGGGCACGGUCAAGGGGAGAGGACCAGGAGGCCCCAGUUUGUGGAGCCCAGAAUGGACUACAGGAUUUCAAGUGGUUCCUCUGGCACUCAGAAGAUCCAGAGGCUUGGGUUGCCAGGUCAGUCAGAAUUGCCAAGUUGUGGUCGAGGGAGAGAUGAAGGACUUAUUGAACUGCUGGAUAUGCUGGAGAUCCAGCACGAAUACAGCUGCAGUCCCAGAGGUGGACAUACACCUUGCAGACAGGAUGUACAGCAGGAGCGGUCCCCAGCAGUGCCUAGGAAGAGCUUUUCUCGCCCUGCCCGGCCAGCCAACCAGCGACCUCCUUCCAGAUGGGCAAGCCACACCCCUACUGCCAGGAUUACUGCCCCGUCAGGCCCAAUGUACCGCUCCCCAAGUCCCCUGUCCCGUCCCCCUAGCCCCAUGGCACGAACCCCAAGUCCUGCCCUCAAGCACCAGUCUCCCAUUUCCUAUUUGCUUCACACUGAGACUGUCAUUAUGUGAUCGUUUUCCCUUUCACUAAUACCUGCUCCCAUCAUCACCCCGGGAAAGCCCUCGUGUGUUCUCCAAGUCACCCUCCCUCUAUGUAAAUAGGACUGGUCUUUAAAACUAAGUGCUUUAAGAGAUUUUUCUAAAAAGUGCAUCGCUUUCAUCUACAUGCUCAGUGUUCAAGAAAAAAAAAAUCUCCCUCUCCUGUGCCAAAACCUUGUCACCA